AUUGAUGAAAGAAAUAGAUUUAUUUUACCGUGUGGGAUUGUUAAUAAACAUUGCGUAUUUUAUUAGUAAAAUGUAGAAAUACGUCGUUUAAUUGAAAUAAAUUAAGAUGUACUACACACUUAUUAGGUUAUCAUUAAGUUGAUAAUAACAAUAAUAAGAUACCACUGGAUAACAUCUAACGUAGAAGAGUUAUAAUAUUCACCCCAAAAUGAUGGAGACUAGAAAGAAGUGUAAUACACCCGUUACACCUAAGAUAAAACUUAAACAAACUGAAUUUUCCUGUCCGGAUUGUAAGAAGAAAUUCACAGACGCAUCAGGCCUGCACUGCCACAGAAAGCUGCACACGAAAAAGCUGCCAUUCAAAUGUGAGCUCUGUGACUACCAGUGUAAGAUCAAGAAAUACUUGACUAGCCACGUGAAGAAGACUCAUACAGAGCCGACUGAUCAUCAGUGCGAUAUAUGCGGGAAGUGUUUCCAUUUCUCUUGUAAAUUGAGGGAUCAUAUGAGAGUGCAUACCGGAGAGAAGCCACAUAAAUGCGACGUGUGUGGGAAAGCAUUCAGUUCGACGUAUUCCUUGAGCGGACACAAAAUGAUACACACCGGAGAGAAGCCAUACCAAUGCACGUACUGCGACUACGCCUGUCGGGACACGUCCACCAUACGGAGACAUAUAGAGCGACAUCUAGGAGUAACCAAGGACUUUCCGUGUUCUCUAUGUAAUAAGGUCUUUAAGAGAAAAGAUACUCUACAAUUCCACCUAGAUGAGGUUCAUUUUGAGAUCAACCCCAGAAAGUUUCCGUGUCAGCAGUGUGAUAAACAGUUCAAAACUAAGAAUUCACUCAACGUGCAUAAUAACGCAGUACAUAAGAAAUCCAACCGUGUUAACUGUGAGAUAUGCGGGUUGGAGGUGACGAAGAACAAUAUUCUUUCGCAUCUGCGGCGCCACGUCAAUCUCAGGCCUUACAAGUGUAGCUACAGCGAUUGUCGAAGGCGGUUUAAGGAUAAGGGUGAUCUCAAAAAGCACACACUAAUCCACUACCCAGACCGGCAAUACAACUGCACAUAUUGCAACAGACGGUUCCCGAGAAAGUCGCGCCUAAACGAACAUAUAGCCAAGCAUUUGCGAGGCUACAGAGUGCAGUGUGAUUAUUGCAGUGAGAUGUUUGCAUUUAAGAAGAGUCUAUCGAAGCACAUAAAGCGAGCUCACGGGCCCAACCCAAAGAAAUAUAUCUGUGACGUGUGCGGGAUGGCGGUGUACAGCCGGCGCGGGAUUAUCAGGCAUCUGCAGUACGGGCAUGGGACGGAGAACGAUGUCCUAUGCCAGCUGUGUAAGAAAGUGUUCAGCCAAAGUAUCGGGUUGAAGGAGCAUUAUUUGCGGCACCACAACGUGAAAUACUGCUUGUUGGACGACAAACAAGACGACGUAGAAAUAAAAGAAGAGCCGAUAGAUGAAGAUUUGAGCGACGACUACACGCGCCGGUACUCGUUCGAGGUCGACAUACACAAACAUGAGAUUGAUGAAUUAUUCCAACCUCCAGAAGGUCAGUCGACAGAAGAGUUAGAACGACUCUCUCUAGUAUCAGACCCGGCCACACAAGAGGUGUCACAUGUAUCUACAAGUAUAGAUAGAGAUCAGAGCUGUGAUGAUGUUAUACAAGAAGUCUUCUUUGGCCAUGUCGUUCAAAAUACUGUACCGAGUAUUGAGAUACCAAAUAACAUAGUAGAUAUGAAAGAAAAGGAGACAGUGAAUAAACGCAUCGAGGAAAUGUUGAACAAAGUUCGGAAGCGCAAGGAAUACAAAGUUCUAGAGGUUUUGCGACAACAAUACAAUAAGCGUAUCUUAAUGGCUACCAAUAGUGGGAAGAAACAAGAUAAAUCCUUAAUAAAAUUCUUCAAAAAAUCAGCAGAGAAUUGGGAAAUAGACACUAAUACGAAUUCAAAUGAUAAAAUUAAUAAUCAUAACAACAACGAUAGAGAAACAAGCGUAGAUAACGGAUAUAAUGAUAAUGAAAAUAACGGAAAUAAUCAUAACGAAGAUAAUACAGAUAAUGGAAAUAAUCAUAACGUUGAUAAUGGAAAUGUAAAUAUUGAUAACCAUAAUGUAAAUAAUGGAGAUAAUGAUAAUAUAACUAACGGUGAUGAUGUGGAUUGCCAAGAAACUGAUGAUGAUGAUGAUGAAGAUUAUGAAUACAAAAAUGAUGUAAAGCAUAAAAAUGGGAAAUUAAAAUUAAAUACGCAUCAAUGUUAUAUUUGUUUUAAGCUAUUCAAAACGAAAACGGAUCUACAGCAUCACUGCUUAGAACAUUUCGACGUAUGUAACAAGAAAACUAUAAAAAAAUGCCCCUUUUGCGGUUACGUCACCAAUUUGAAACUCUCCAGACAUAUUAAACUAGUUCACAAAGUCAAAAUCAGGAAACCGUACUACCCUUCUCGCAUAAAAGAAAAAAUCACUGAAAAUGGCUCGAAAUAUGUCUUUCAGAUAGACAAAGAUUGUGAUCUAGAAAUAAUACCUAGUAUUAGUAACUUAAACAAGUUAGCCUCAAUGAAAAUCGACGAACAAAACCGUAAAACCAAAAACCAACUUCUCGCUAAAACCAAAUUGGUGAAAAAGGGGGGUAAUUGGAUGGUUAAGAAGGAAGCUGUAACAGUAAACCACGAUUAUCUGUUACCUAAUUUCUUUAAAGAGGAAUACCAAAGCUUAAAAACUAUAGGGGACACUUAUAUUGAAAGGUUAAGAGGUUUAAGUAUUAUAGCAAAACAACGGAAACUGAGAAUGCUCUAUCCAUGUGAUGGGUGCGAAAAAAUAUGUCUUACAAUAGCAGCCUUGAAACUACAUUUAAGAAAACACGAAAUAAAUCCGAAAAAAUAUAAACCGAAAAUUUGGAAAAAUCGUAUAGUGAAAGCUAGUAAAAAUAUUAAGUGCGGUAAAAGUGUGAAUGAUGCGAGUAAAAGUUCAAAUGAUGAGAGUAAAAGUGUGAAUGACACAGUUAUUAGUUCGACGAAUCGUUUCGCUGAUCCGAAUCCGGUGACCGGUAGACAUAAAUGUGAUAAAGCGUUGAUAGAAUUCUACAAAAAUAACAUCAAAGGUGGUGAUAUAGAGUUUUGGCAAUUUUUGAAAAUAUUCAACAAAAUGGAUAGGGAAAAUGUGAAAGAUUUCAAAGAUUUGGAGAACAGAUUCGAUUUUGGUAUGCAUAAUGUGAUUAUUAACGAUAAAAAUAAUGGAAAUACUCCCGAAAAUAAUGAAAAUACCUCCAAAAAUGAUGAAAAUACUCCCAAAAAUAAUGAUAAUGAAAAUAAUAGAAAAAUUAACAAAAAUAAUGUUAAGAAAGGUUUUACAAGAGCAAUAAUGAUUAGUAAGAAGGAAUAUAUGAGAAGAAUGGAGAUUAAAAAGAGAAUGAGAGAGAGAUUGCAAGCCUCUAAAUAAAAUGAAUAAUUAAUAGGGAUGAUAAUGGGGUAUGAAAAUUAAAAAUCUAUUUAGUCCGUC
Spodoptera frugiperda (fall armyworm) is the source of this 3484-nucleotide messenger RNA. RefSeq lists its product as uncharacterized. Lineage: Eukaryota; Metazoa; Arthropoda; Insecta; Lepidoptera; Noctuidae. The record is from RefSeq and is a predicted model, not a curated record. Gene Ontology annotation, biological process: regulation of transcription by RNA polymerase II. Gene Ontology annotation, molecular function: DNA-binding transcription activator activity, RNA polymerase II-specific; RNA polymerase II cis-regulatory region sequence-specific DNA binding. Bases 209 to 3424 code for a protein of 1071 amino acids. The transcript is spliced from 16 exons. Gene Ontology annotation, cellular component: nucleus.